AAUGAGAGAAUAGCAUUUUGUUCUUCCUCAUUUUUCGUUUAUUUUUUUUCUUUUGUAAAAGAAGUUUUGUAUACAGUCACUCUUUACAUGUAGCUGAGCUCUGAGCUCUUCCUUCAAUCAGUUCAUAGGAGGAGAUGGCGUCUUCUUCACAAAAUGUGGAGUUAGAGGCGGCAAUGUUUCUGCAUAAACUCAUACAAGAUUCUAAAGAUGAGCCUUCAAAGCUGGCGACAAAACUUUAUGUGAUAUUGCAACACAUGAAAUCUAGUGGGAAGGAACAUUCAAUACCGUUUCAAGUAAUAUCAAGGGCGUGGGAGGCUGUUAUCAACCGACAUGGUCUUGAUCUGGAGUUUUUGAAAUCAUCACAGCUCCCUACUCCCGGGUCUCAAACAGUGGAUUCUACGUCUGGACAAUUUGUUGGAUCUUCUCAGGCUGUUGCAAUUCCAAAAGACUCUAAAGCAGGUCUGUCCCAAAAUGAGAUACCUAAAUUUGAUUCAUUUUCGGCCAACAGGCCGCCUGUUGUCCCAAGCAUUGCCGGACUUGAGUAUUAUCAAGGAGUUGAAACUCACAGGGGUGGUCAGUCUUUUGAUCAAGGAAGCCCAUCAAGUUUGGAAACCCGGUCUGCUAACUCGCAGUCACAAGACAAACAAAUGAAUCAAAAUGAUAGUAAGAAGGGUGCUACUGCAACUAAACGAAAGAGAGCUGAUUCAUCAGCACCAUUGGAACCAAAUUUUGAUGAAUCUCUUACUGCCGUUGUUGAUCAUAGGAAAGGGAAGAUGAAUAAGGCUGAAACAUCUGGCACUGCUAACUACACCAUGGUCGCAAGUACUAGACAAAUGGAACGUUUUCCAUCCCCACCUGGAAAUAUGAGAUCAAUGCAUAGAGGCAGACAGGAUGGACAGAAUGUAACAGAAAACCUAGUUGAUUCGACAAAUGUUAGCAAUUUGAUGUCACGUACUCCUAGCUCAAAGUAUCCUGAAGAGGUGGAAGUUUCGUCUGCACAAAAUAUACCUAGACAACAACAAGGGGGACUACCUGGUGCACAUGAAAUUCUUUCCUCUAGGGGCAAGGCCGGGGUACCCUUUGACAGAUCUCAACUUAACAGGUUUUCUCCAACUGUUUCUGGCAAUAUGACAACAGAAAUUGCAUCACAGCAGUUGAUGCAUGCAUCUGUUAUACCAGGUUCUUUUGGGAAGGUUCAAGGCCUGGCUGCCCCAUCGAACUCAUAUAAUGUAGGUGAGCUAGCAUAUUCAGAUUCAGGUCAAUUUAAUGGUUCUGAGAGUCAGAAGCAUGGAUUGUCCAAAAGUUCUGUAGCAAGUCCUGAUGGGUUGUCAUCAACUCUUUCUGCUGGAAAAGUUUUGGAGCGUGAUGGAGGAAGUCCAAAUAUGCUAGCAGAUGUAAAUAAGAUAGCUCAGGCUGGCAGGAAACAGAGUACCUCAGAAAUGAAUAUGCUUAGGGCCAUGGCCCCAAGAGAUAUAAGGAAGUCUCCUUCCUCUCAAUCUGCUUCAUCUGGCAUGCCCUUCAAGGAACAACAGUUGAAACAGCUUAGAGCCCAGUGCCUCGUUUUUCUAGCUUUCAGAAAUGGCUUAAUGCCAAAAAAGUUGCAUCUUGAAAUUGCGCUUGGAAACAUAUCUCCGAGAGAAAUUGGCAAUACAGAUGGUCCUUGCAAAGAUUUGAUUGACCAUAGAGGCAGAGCACAGACUUCGAAUGAGCCAAGUAGCAUAUCUGAAGUUGCAAUGUCAUUUGGAAGGAUGAAUAAUGCACCUCCAGCUUUAACGUCUAUAGGAAGAUUUCCAGAGGCUGAUUCCUGGUCAAAAGAAGCAGAAACUUUAAAAGUGGGGACUAAUGCCCCGACUUCUGAUCUUUCAGCAAUUGUGGAGGAAAGGAAACAUAUUCCAGCUGCAAGGAAGGCAGAGGGUGAUAUUCAGAGCCAAGAGACAGUGGAACCACAGGCAUACCUACCUACAAUGUCUCGACAGCCCGACUCUGCUACUACAAAGGAUGGUUUUACUUUUCAUAUGGAUAGCAUGGAGAAUGGCCAUUUGCAAGUUGGAAAGGCUGAUCUAGCCUCAUCUAUAAUGGAUAGUAAUAAACAAGUGAACCCUGAAAUGAUGGGCUGGUCUGGAGUUGGCUUUCAUCAUGAGGUUUCUAGGGCAUCUUUGCCAGCAGCUGCUGUACAGCAUGAUUUGGUGCUAGAAAGAAACGAAACAGCUCUGCACUUUCAAAGUCCUGAGCAAGAUGAGCAGGAUAAAUCUGUAUCAACUGAUUCAUUUUCAUCUCCAAAGCAUACUAUGUCUGAGAAAUGGAUUAUGGAUCAGCAGAAACGGAGGUUCUUUGUUGAGCAGAAGUGGGUUGCAAAGCAGCAAAAAACAAGGCAAAGAAUUGUUACUUGUUUCACGAAAUUAAAGGGAAAUGUGAGCUCAUCUGAUGAUAUAUCUGCAAAAACCAAAAGUGUUAUAGAAUUGAAGAAACUCCAAUUAUUAGAGCUUCAACGUCGCCUACGGAGUGAUUUUCUGAAUGACUAUUUUAAACCGAUUGCAAAUGAUAUGGAUCGCCUGAAAUCAUACAAGAAACAUAGACAUGGUAGAAGGAUAAAACAACUUGAAAAAUAUGAGCAAAAAAUGAAAGAAGAGCGACAAAAGAGAACACGUGAGAGGCAGAAGGAGUUUUUCAGUGAGAUAGAAGUUCACAAGGAGAAGCUGGAUGAUGUGUUCAAAGUUAGGAGAGAAUGUUGGAAAGGUUUCAAUAGGUAUGUGAAGGAAUUCCAUAAGAGAAAGGAGCGUAUACAUCGUGAGAAGAUAGAGAGAAUUCAGCGCGAGAAGAUUAACUUACUCAAAAUCAAUGAUGUAGAGGGUUAUUUGCGAAUGGUUCAGGAUGCUAAAUCGGAUCGUGUUAAGCAACUAUUGAAAGAAACUGAGAAAUAUCUUCAGAAACUUGGAUCCAAGUUACGGGAUGCAAAGUCUAUAGCAAGCCGCUUUGAGAAUAAUAUGGAAGAGGUGCGAACUGCCAGUGUUGUUGAGAAUGACACUGCUAUUGAGGAUGAAGAUGAGGCAAAGCACUACAUGGAAAGCAACGAAAAGUACUACCUGAUGGCUCAUAGCAUAAAAGAAAACAUCAGUGAGCAACCAACAUUUCUUAAGGGUGGAAAAUUAAGAGAGUAUCAGAUGAAUGGCCUUAGGUGGCUGGUUUCACUCUACAACAAUCAUCUGAAUGGCAUUCUCGCUGAUGAAAUGGGCCUUGGCAAAACUGUUCAGGUUAUUUCUCUUAUUUGUUAUCUGAUGGAAAACAAAAAUGAUAGAGGACCGUUUUUAGUGGUUGUACCAUCUUCAGUUCUUCCUGGAUGGGAGUCAGAAAUCAAUUUCUGGGCUCCUGAGAUACACAAAAUUGUUUAUUCUGGAACUCCAGAAGAGAGGCGUAGAUUAUUCAAGGAGAGGAUUGUACAUCAGAAAUUUAACAUUAUCUUGACAACGUAUGAGUAUCUAAUGAACAAGCAUGAUAGACCAAAGUUGAGCAAAAUUCAUUGGCACUACAUUAUAAUUGAUGAAGGUCAUCGGAUAAAGAAUGCUUCUUGCAAGUUGAAUGCAGAAUUAAAGCACUAUCAGAGCUCUCAUAGAUUGCUUCUGACUGGAACACCUCUACAGAACAAUCUUGAGGAGUUGUGGGCAUUGCUCAAUUUCUUAUUGCCUAAUAUAUUUAAUUCAUCGGAGGAUUUUUCUCAGUGGUUCAACAAGCCAUUUGAGAGUAAUGGGGAUAGCUCUGCUGACGAAACCCUACUAUCCGAGGAGGAAAAUUUGUUGAUCAUUAACCGUCUCCACCAAGUUCUUCGACCUUUUGUACUUCGAAGGCUGAAGCAUAAGGUUGAAAAUGAGCUUCCUGAGAAGAUUGAGAGGCUUGUAAGAUGUGAAGCUUCUGCUUAUCAAAAGCUUUUGAUGAAGAGGGUUGAAGAAAAUCUUGGCGCGAUUGGAAAUUCAAAGGCUCGAUCGGUGCAUAACUCUGUUAUGGAGCUUCGUAAUAUAUGCAAUCAUCCAUAUCUUAGCCAGCUUCAUGUAGAGGAGGUUGAUAAUUUAAUACCACAGCAUUAUUUGCCACCAAUUGUUAGGCUUUGUGGCAAGCUUGAGAUGUUAGAUCGAAUACUCCCCAAGCUGAAGGCAACUGAUCAUCGGGUUCUCUUCUUUUCCACCAUGACUAGGCUACUAGAUGUUAUGGAAGACUAUCUCACUUUUAAACAAUACCGCUACCUUCGGUUGGAUGGGCAUACAUCUGGCGGUGAUCGUGGUGCACUUAUUGAAAAGUUUAAUCAACAAGGUUCUGACUUUUUCAUAUUUUUGCUCAGUAUUCGGGCUGGUGGUGUUGGAGUAAAUCUUCAAGCUGCUGAUACUGUUGUAAUAUUCGACACUGACUGGAAUCCUCAGGUUGAUCUGCAAGCACAAGCAAGAGCUCAUAGGAUUGGCCAGAAGAAGGAUGUACUUGUUUUACGAUUCGAAACAGUUCAAACAGUCGAAGAACAAGUUAGAGCUUCUGCUGAACACAAAUUGGGAGUUGCUAAUCAGAGUAUCACUGCAGGUUUCUUUGACAACAAUACAAGUGCUGAAGACCGUAGGGAGUACUUAGAGUCCCUCCUGCGUGAGUGUAAGAAAGAGGAAGCUGCCCCCGUGUUAGAUGAUGAUGCUCUAAAUGAUCUAUUGGCCCGCAGUGAGCCUGAGAUUGAUGUAUUUGAAUCAAUGGAUAAACAAAGGCGGGAAGAAGAGACGGCAAAGUGGAGAAAGUUGGUAGUUGGAUCAGGGAUGGCCAGCUCCAAGCCUUUACCCCCUCUGCCAUCUCGCCUUGUUACAGAUGAUGACUUGAAAACAUUUUAUGAAGCAAUGAAAUUGUAUGAUGUACCCAAGACGGGGGUGCAGCCUAACGUUGGGGUAAAACGGAAGGGUGGAUCACUUGGUGCUCUUGAUACUCGGCACUAUGGGAGGGGAAAACGAGCAAGAGAGGUGCGCUCGUAUGAAGAGCAAUGGACAGAAGAGGAGUUUGAAAAAAUGUGUCAAGCUGACUCACUUGAAUCUGCCGAAUUGAAGGAAGAAGCUGUUGAGAGGAAACUGCCAAAAAAUGCUAUGAUAGGGACUGUUAAUAGCACAGAACCUCAAGCCCCAGCCCCAGCUCCAGCCUCAACCUUGGCUCCAGCUCCACUUCCUCCAUUACCACAACCAGUACCGGUGGAACUUGCACAUCAGCCACCUCAGCAGAACAAAGAUGCAACACCACCAUCUAAACGGGGCCGUGGAAGGCCAAGAAGAGCACCUGCAGAAAAAUAUCCCACUACAGUGUUUCCAGCACCUUAUGGAACCAGUAAAUUGGAUGUCGGGUUACCGAAAUCAACGGAUACUAGCUCAUCAGCAUUUCCUGCUCCUGAUCCUCACAAUUGUACAGGAGUGUCUCUGAAUUUGCCACCAAGUACGCCCUCUGUUUCUGCUAUUCCUGAUGAAUCUACCCCACCUGGAUUCUCUCCUCCAGUAGAAUCAAAAGGACAAGGACGAAGGGCUCAAAAUGGAGGACAGGCACCUAGUCGCAGGGGAAAAAAACAAGAGCCAGCAUUCAGCCCUAUUGUUGAGGGUUUAGCUGGUCCUGCUCCAGAAAUAAAUGAGCAAUCUCAGGUUGUAUCAGUUAAUCCACCAGAUAGUCAAGCUGUUGCUAUAAGUAGGACAGUUCCUGGUGUUUCAAGUGCUCCCGGUCCCAUGGCUGCGGGGACAAAUCCUGUACCAAUUUCUGCUGGUACCAAUCAUCCAUCUGAUGCAGGGUUUAGUUUGAACUCUCAGACGCUUCAUACUUCCUCGGUCGCUCCAAUUGCUCAGUCAAAUCUUCCUUGCCUUACUGUACCUGUCCAAGUUAAAGGCCAAGGUCGCAAGGCUCAAAGUGGGGUAGGAACACCUCGACGUAGGGGAGAGAAACAGGCACAAAUAUCAGCUGCUGCUCUGGAUGUUUCAAUUGGUCAGGAUUCAAAAUUGAAUCAUCAAGCACAGUUUAAAUCUACAGAGGCAUCACCAAGUAAAGUCAUUGCUAUGGAAGGCAAUCAAGAAAACAAUGCUUGUGAUCUGGCAAAAGUUAUUCAAGAGCAAGGGCGGGGGACUAGUUCACCUGCUAUCGUAACUGGUCAGGAUAAACAUUCUACUGUACAUGGUAAUUUACCUCAAAGCAAGCAACCAGAAAGCUCACAGCAUGUGCACAACAGUACUGCCAUGAUUCUUGGGCCUGCUGUGGGAAAAAUUCAACAAAACAAUGUGAAUGAGAAAGCUUCUGUGAUUUCAGUGGUUUCAUCUGAAUUCAACUCUCAGAAAGCUAAGUCUAGUGAGGUAUGUGGUAACCAAGGUGGUGCUCUGAAUGUUGUUCCCGGAUUAAGUCAGAUUGCAGUUGAAGUAGUACAGAAUCAAAUUUCAGAAGCUAAAGUGCAUCCAACUAUUCCAAUUGGGAAAACUGAACCUUCAGUUCCUAUUACAACAACAGAUUCUUUGCCUACAUCAAUUCCUUUAGCAGAUGCGAGUAAAACCAUCCCUAAUCUUGGUGAAAGGAUUGCUCCGAGCUCUGAGCCUUAUCCAACUUCUGCUCCUGCUGCUUUUGAACCUCAGUUUGUCCCUGCUUUUCCUGCUGAAUCUAUUCAAAGUAGAAGGCCAAGUCGUAAGACCACAAACAGGGCAGAAGCACCUAGGCGCCGAGGAAGGAAAUCUGCAACUCCUGAUGCUUCAUCUGGCCUGGACUUGAAAGUAAAUUAUCAGCCCCAGAAUACAUCAAAGGAUUUAUUGGUCAAUAGAGCUACUGCAGGGAAGAGCAAUCUAGAGUGUUGCCCUCAUGAGCAGGUCAAUGUCACCCAGGUACAUGCAUCUGAAGUUCAUUCUCCAAAUGCUUCAGUUGUUCAUGAUUCAAUGAGAAAAUUGACUGGUGCAGUCCCAGCAUUUAGUCGAAGUGCGACUGCUGAUGUGAAUGAUGUUGCCCGAGUGAUGAAGGAGAUUUUCUCUGAAACCUGCUCAUCAAAGAAUAAAGUUGGCAAACCUGCUGGGAUUGAGGGAAAAAACAUAACUACUGCACCAUUAUCAAGCAAGACAUCUGAGGAGGCAGUUAAGAACGAAAGUUUAGAUGUUAAGUCAGCUGUCAGCACACCGGGUCCUGUAAAAACUGCUUCAGCUAGUGAUGUUCCAAAAGUAAAAGGUAAAAAGCAGAUGGAGAAUGAAGCUGAUACUAAAGAACUGGAGGACAAUGCAUCUCUUGCGAUUAAGGUCCCUGUUCUUGAGAGAGCUGAUUCAUUGAAGCCUGAAUGCAAGACCCGUAGUGGCUCAGAAAACAAUGCACAUUCAAAAACGAUUCCAAGUGACAAUUCAAUUACAGAUGCGGUGGUUGAUUGUACGCCUCCUCUCAGUGCUGGUGACAUAAAAGAUGAGGCUCAUGGAACUCCUCCUGGUGGUGAUCAAACUGGUUCUAGGAUUCAACUGGGCUCACCCAGUCCAAUGGACCUGCUUCAAGGUGCUGAGAGUAAUAAAACCAACAGAGAGCCUUCUUUUAAAGAAUCUCCCAAAGCUGACAAUAAUGGUGAUGAUUCCACAAUGGUUUCAUCUUGUUCAGGUGCUGUGUUACCCACUAUUAAUGUUUCUGAAGCCAAAAAAGAAAGGUUCGGAAUGACUAGAUCUAUUGUUGUUGAAGGUCCAGAAACUUCAGGAAAUACAAAUAAUCAUAGAGCUAGUUCUGGGGUUGAUGAUACAGCUACAGCCCAUGGGGCUUCUACUUUGGAUGAUUGUCCUGUUGAGAACCUAGGUGUGCAGGGUCAGUCUGGUGGCAAUGAAGCUAAGGAUGAUAUUAUACCUGAACUGGUUCCUUCAACUGAAUCUGCUGAUACGGAGCUUGUUCCACUAGAUGUUGGAGCCAUGCAACGAUACCUGGUGGUUGGAGAUAAGGAGGGUGAUGGUGUUGAGAUUCACAAUAUGGAAGUAGAUCCCUGUGAGACAGAUUUUUCUUCUUUGAAAGACUUCAUUGCUGAUUCAGCCAGCAGCAGGGGUCCUGCUCCAGAUGUUGAUGGUGGGAAGCAACUUUCUGUCGGAGUUGAAACUAUGAAGGGUGAUAGUGUUGAAGUUUGUGAUCCGGAAGAUAGACCCUCAGAAACACAAUUAUCUGAGCCAGCUUUUCCACCUUUGGAAAUAGCAGUUCCUGUUUCUGAUAUGUUAGGGGACAAGAAUAUUGAACCGUUCAGGAAAGACGCUGAUGUAAAAGAGUCUGAGGAGAAACCUUGUAUUCUGGUUAUGACCUCUACAAUGGAAAGUGCUUGUCCAGUAACUCAGUGCCAGGAUGCCAUUGGGCCUGAGAACAUUUCAGACUCUAAACUGUUUUCCUCUGAAAUCUUAAAAACUGAGAGUGCCAUGGAGGUUGAUUGUAAAAAUCGUCAUAGUGCUAAUGAGAAAGAAGAUUUUGAUACCAAGGGAGCAAAGAGUCCUAAUAGAGAAAACACUGAUCUUGCCGUUGUGUCUUCUAGCAAUCAAAUAGGAAUGUCCGUGGCAUCUCCUAGUAAGGUGGAUCAUCAGUUCAAUCAAAAUGAAAACAAGACAGAGAUCUCUUCAGAAAAUUCUCCAGAUUUGACUCAUUGUGAAAGUAAAGAUUCUGAAUCUACCAUUGAUUCUAGAAAAGCCAGUGAUGCUUGUAAUGUUGCUGCUUUGGUCCCGCCUACUUUUGUCAUGAUGGAGCCUAAAGUGUCCAGUUCCGAAGGCAAAGAAAAGGCUUCAUUGGAAUCUUCAAAAUCAGCUGCACUUGAUAGGGUUGGUGUUGCUUGUGAUUAUUCUGGACUGAAUGCAGUAGUUCCCUCGAGUCCAGGCCAUUCAAUUCGUGGAUAUCUUCCUGAUCCAAUUGCAAUUCCAUCUGAAGACAAUGCAGAACCUUCUGCUAGAGAGUCGUCGGAAUCUUCUUUCAACGCUGGAAGUGUUGACCACCCGGAAGAGUCUUUACCUAUUAUUGCAUGUCCGGACAAGUCGGGUACAGUGAACAUAACUGCUAUGGUUGAGAACAGUUCUGAAUGCAAAUUAGAGCCUUCUGCUGAUAAGUCGGGCACAGUGGAGGCACCUUCUAUGGUUGAUAAUAAUUCAGAACUUGAAGCAGAGCCUUCUUUGAAAUCACAUCUGGAAGCCUCUGCCCCUGAUGUUGGAAACCUUCAAAGUGCUGCAAUGUCUGCAAAACCUGAUGAAGAUGCUCAUCUUCUGACUUCAAAUAUUUCAUCGAGUCCUGCUUGUUCAGGCAUGGUGGAACUUCCUGCUAUUACUGAGAAUGAAAUGGAAAAGGAAACAGAACCAUCUAAUCGGAGUGAAAAUACAAGGAAUUCAGAAUCAGAACCUGUGGACUUGUUUGCUUCUGAUUCUGCUAUUAUAGCACAUACGCCAAAAGAUGAUGAAGAGCAACAGCCAUCAGCUGUCGAAAGGGUAGAUAACUCUGUUGAUGUUAGCAAUGCGGAAGCAGACCCCACUGUGCAACCAGUGUCUUAUCUGAAGGUUUUUAGGAACCAUGGUGAGGUGAAGCCCUCGGAUACACAUGCAACUUCAUUGGAAGUUACCACCGACUUCCUCAAGAGAGAACAUGAUCUGAAUGGUCGGUCUCAUGAGCUCAUAGUACCCAAAAAGACACAGGCUGAUCAUGUUGAGGCUACUACUGAAUCAAACUCCACAGAAGCUCAGGCAUCUUUGCCGCUAUUUGGCAAUUCUGAUAAUAAAGAGCUUGUUCAGAGGUCUGAAGCUGAUUGUGUUGCAGCCUGCAAUGAGGAGUUAGACCCCUUAGGAGGACCAUCCUCAGCACAAGCCGUCUUUGAUGAUUCUUUCCAUCCUGCUGAUAAUAAACCAGAGCUUACACAGGCAUCUGAGGUUGUUGAGGCCUGCAUUGUAGAAUCAAAUCCCACACCUGGACCAUCCUCAUUACAAGACAUUUCUAAUGAAUUCACCAAUCCAGAGUUUAAACAAAAUGAAGUCAGAACUGAGAUCUGUUAUGAAGAUCAUGCCGGGGCUUCUAAGCAAUCUAAGGAGGUCAAAACUGCUGGUGUCUCUGAUAUGGAAAUAGACCCUAACGAAAAAAAGGAUCCUUCACCCGAAUUGGAAGAUGCUAAUACUUCUGAGCAGCCGGCGGAUGAAACUAAUGCAUAGAUUAACAAAGAUCAAGGGUUGGCCUCAUGGUUUUCUUUUGAUACCCUUAGGGUUUGCCAAAGCUGAAUCAUUAUAUCAAAAUUUGUAUAUGUUUUAUCUUGGUCUCUAUUACUAGUUGUAAAUACGUAUGCUCAAAGAGUACUAGAAGACAGCUGUUGACUGUCAUCUCCAAUGAUUGAAUGAAUUGAGUAGAAAAGGCUGAAGAGU
Hibiscus syriacus is the source of this 10349-nucleotide messenger RNA. Its product is annotated as chromatin structure-remodeling complex protein SYD-like. NCBI's taxonomy places the organism in Eukaryota, Viridiplantae, Streptophyta, Magnoliopsida, Malvales, Malvaceae. The record is from RefSeq and is a predicted model, not a curated record. Gene Ontology annotation, molecular function: ATP-dependent chromatin remodeler activity; ATP binding; DNA binding. Gene Ontology annotation, cellular component: nucleus. Gene Ontology annotation, biological process: positive regulation of transcription by RNA polymerase II. The transcript is spliced from 35 exons. The coding region runs from base 135 to 10142 and encodes 3335 amino acids.